CGCGAAUUCAAAUUUGUAAACAAAGCUUCGCCUUGACACUGUGAUCAAAUUGACUCAAUUUUGCCAAAAUGAUGCGAAAAUCAAAUUUAGGGAGUGGGAGUGUUCAGCGCCCUGGAACCCUGAAACCAAGAAAUACAGACAAUACUCCAAAUAACAGACGGAGUGCAGGGCAACAGAUAAGGAAAUCAUACCUUCCCAAAGCCUCACAAGCAGACAGUGCUAAAAAACUAGCCAGUAGAAGUAAGCGCAUCAGUGCUGAGGGAAUCGGCAGACUCUCCAUAGCUUCAGGAAGAUUUACCCCCACUCGCAACAAUGCCAUGGUCUCUUCCAUGCUGGCUCCUCCCAGUGUCAGCAGACUGUCAACGGAUUCAGUGCGCAGCUCCGGCAUGGGGACGAAGGCGAGGAAGGAGACACGACCCAUCACAGACUCCAAUUUUAAGAGCCAGUGCGUGGACAAAAUUCUGGACUUCCUAGUCAGUGGUGGCUAUGAACACCAGCUUCAGCGAAGAACUCUCCUCACACCUUCCACAAAGGAUUUUGCUAACAUUUUCAGUUUUAUAUACAGGCACCUUGAUAGUCAAUACAAUUUGCCAAAUAGAUUCGAGGAGGAAAUUCCACGCCUAUUAAAGCUUUUGACUUAUCCCGUGCAGAUGUCAAAAUCAUCCUUUAUUACAGUUGGAUCUCCUCACACAUGGCCCUCGGUUCUGGCUAUGCUAGCAUGGUUGGUUGAUGUGGUGAACUUGUACAGCUGCAUCAACCCGAUGCCCAUUGCCUUUCCAAGUGACUUUGACAGUGAAAUCAAUCUUUCCAAGACUAGGUUUACUGUACAAGUUGAACUCGCCAGCAUUGAUGAUGACACGGAACAGGUUGAGGCUAAGCUAGAAGAGUACAGGCACGUACUAGAGCAAGUACAGGGUGUGAGAAAACAGGAUCUUCUGCAAAUCCAGGAGGAGGAUGAAAGGCUUGAAGACAUGGUGAGCAACCUGAACAAUGGACCAGAGAGACUGCAGCAGCUGCAUCACCAGUACACUCAGCUUGUAGAUGACAAUGAGAAAAUGUCAGAUUACUGUAGAGAGCUGCAGGUCCAUAUAUCUGCAAGAGAUGGUGAUCGUUCGCAGAUGGAAUCAAAACUGGCGGAGCUUAAAGCUGCUAAAAAGCAGGUUUUUGAGGAAGUCGCUCGCUUGGAAACACUGAAGGAACAACAGGCUUUGAAUGUUGGGGAAUUGGCAAGAUUCAAGAACCAUGCAAAUAAUGUUGCUACAAUUAUAUCACAGCUCCAAGCCCAGGGAAAAGAUCAAGACGCUCAGAUAUGGUCACUAGAGAUGGAACUGGGCAAAGCUCGGUCAAGCUUGUGUGAUAGUAUGUGUGCCUAUAACAAACUGGUCCGUCAGCUAGACCUUCCUGAUGAUUAUGAAAUUUCACUGGCUGAUGUAGCUGAGAAUUUAUGCCACUGGCAGACCACACUGCUUGAUGAGCUACGACAUAGGAAGAAGGAUGCGAAACAUGCCAUGUACGAGGCACAGAACCAGCUGAUACGAAAAGAGGAGGAAAUUAGCAUGGUGAAUGAAAUGCUGCUUGAGAAAAAGGACCAGUUGACAAAGCUCGAGAGUCGGUUGCGAAGAGUGGAAGAAGACAUUUUAAUGACCAAAAAUGAAAUUACUGCUGAGGAGAAGGAGAUGCAGGUAGAAAGUGACCGAAUGGACCAGCAAAUCCUGGAGGCUCGUAAGACACACAAGGGAACAAUUUACCAGAAGCAGUGUGCGUUAGAGCAAGCCAAGGAAGAAUUGGAGAAUGUCAAGGUCUCUGGCAAGGAGCGCAUGCGUUCUGGUGCAGAGUUCCUAGUCCGCGUGUGCCAUGCAUCCCUGGAGCACCUGGAGUGGCAGCAGAGGGAAGCCCUAAAGCACAAGAUCACUGUGGAGAAUGUGACCAGAAAACUUGUGGAACCUAUACAUAUAGAUGUCAAAAAAUGAAGAAAAAAAAAUUAUAAGAAAAAAAGGAGAUGCCUCUACGUACAGAAUUCUAUUUUAGUUUUUCGUAACAUGUUUAGCUUGGCCUGCUAGGGAAAUGCUUCUUGGCGGUGGAAAUUUACUUUUAUCUGUGAUGUCUCUACCCUGAGUUUAAACUUAAGGCUGUGGCAAGAUAUUUUUAUAAAUUGUCAUAUAUGAAAAGAUAUAUGUAGGUGAAGUUUUAUUUGCUGUAUAAAAAGAUAGAAAAAAAAUCUUAUAUAUCUGUAUAAUUACUUGUCAUUGCCAAAUCUUUGAUACUUGAACUGUUGAAAAAAAUAAUGUCUUUUCUCUUUUUUGU
Penaeus indicus is the source of this 2304-nucleotide messenger RNA. Its product is annotated as kinetochore protein NDC80 homolog. Gene Ontology annotation, cellular component: Ndc80 complex. NCBI's taxonomy places the organism in Eukaryota, Metazoa, Arthropoda, Malacostraca, Decapoda, Penaeidae. The transcript is spliced from 13 exons. The record is from RefSeq and is a predicted model, not a curated record. The coding region runs from base 69 to 1970 and encodes 633 amino acids. Gene Ontology annotation, biological process: attachment of mitotic spindle microtubules to kinetochore.